Molecule: messenger RNA, 738 nt
Organism: Bombyx mori (domestic silkworm)
Lineage: Eukaryota; Metazoa; Arthropoda; Insecta; Lepidoptera; Bombycidae
Product: ATP synthase subunit g, mitochondrial
Exons: 4
Coding region: 178-585 (135 amino acids)
Biological process (GO): proton motive force-driven ATP synthesis
Molecular function (GO): proton transmembrane transporter activity
Source: RefSeq, a predicted model, not a curated record
AACGACGUAAUGUCAAACUUUAAAUUAGAAUGAUUUUAUGAAUAUCUGAAGCACAUGCGCAUCCCGUACUUAUCUAGUGCUUCGUGUAUUUUAUAUGCACAUACAUAAAUAAUUCUUCUACUGGUGUGUUAAUUACAAGCAAUCAUUCACUCGUAAAGAUAACGGAACUUAAUAGAUAUGGCUGCAGGCGUAAACGUUGUUAAGCUCGCUGGUAAUUUAUUUCGCAGCAAAAUAUCGUUGUUCCAACAAUGGACAGAAGUAAAUAUGCCACUCAAAAGCAAAGAAAAAAUAAAGGAUUUGUUGCAAGAGCAAAUCGAAAACGCAAAAAGAUCAAAACUUGCUGAGAAAAUGAAGACCGCGAAAGGUUUUUACACCCUGGAAAUGGCACCACCAUCAAGCUCAGAGGAAAUGGCCAAACUUAAAGAAGAUUUGAAAUUAUUUCAAGAAUUCAUGAAAUCUGGCUGCUACAAACACCUGACAGUCAAACAAGCGUGGCUUCUCUUCUUGAUUAGUACGGAAAUCGGCCUAUGGUUCUUCUUGGGCGAAACGAUUGGGAAAUUUCACAUCGUUGGCUAUCAAGUUUGAAACUAUUUCAAUCGUACAAGUUUGUACAGAUCAUAAUGCUGCAUCGGUAUAUUAUAUAUUACUUACUGAGAAAAAAACAGAAGUGGCUUUUGGUGUGCUUGUUAAAUUUUGCAUAUAUUAUUUUGAUUUUUUAUUAAUAAAAUUACGAUGAUA